CCCACCUCCACAGCUUUCUCUGACCUUCCUCCCUUUCCUCCAUUUCCUCCAUUUCUCUCUAUUUAGCCCUCCGGUGGGCUUACUCUUCUACCACUACAGCUGCAACGACAACAUAUCUUUGAGUUGAAUCCAUCUCAGGUCUGGUUCAAUAUCUCCUCGCAAUAUUUCAAUACCUGCAGAAGCCAUGCUGCUCAGAUUUCGAGGGCCCGAUGGGACCUUUAGGAUACCAGUAGAGCCCUCUGACACCUUUCGUAAACUGGGCGAGAAGUUAUCAGAAGUACUGCCGGACACUGUCGACUACAACACACUCACUCUGUCCAACCGCCCAGCGGGCGGCGAGACCAAGCUCCUCAAGGACAUCGCCAAUUUUGAGGUCUCACGAAUUGGCAUGCAACAUGGUGAUAUUGUCUUCAUCAACUACAAGACACGAGACGCUCUCUCGAAUGGCGACUCGAAUGGCGCUACAACCGCAUCCCAUCCAUUAUCGUCUACGAAUCGCCUGAAUGGAGCUGCCAUCCUGCCUAACGAAGACCUCCCUAUAGACCCACCACCGAUUUCCUCUCCUUCUGAAAAGAUCAAGAACCCUUGGGAGGUAGUCAAACAAUCUGCGCUAGAUGACCGGUUAGACAAGCAGGAUGGAAAGAUACCGCGGAAACGCGACCCCAAGAUGUGUCGACAUGGGGAGAAAGGAAUGUGUGACUAUUGUAUGCCUCUGGAACCUUUCGAUGCUAAAUAUUUGGCCGACCGGAAGAUCAAAAACCUCUCCUUCCACUCUUACCUCAGAAAGAUCAACUCCGCGACCAACAAGCCUGAGCUUGGAAGCUCCUUUAUGCCCCCUCUCACAGAACCGUACUAUCGCGUAAAGAGAGAUUGCCCGUCCGGACAUCCGCAGUGGCCUGAAGGCAUCUGCACAAAAUGCCAGCCCAGCGCCAUAACUCUACAGCCUCAGUCCUUCCGAAUGGUAGAUCAUGUCGAAUUUGCGGAUGCGAGUAUUAUAAACAAUUUGCUUGAUUUCUGGCGGGUGUCCGGAGCACAACGACUAGGAUACCUUUACGGGCGGUACACCGAAUAUACGGAGGUCCCACUGGGUAUCAAGGCUGUGGUAGAGGCUAUAUACGAGCCCCCACAGAUCGAUGAGGUUGAUGGCAUUACGCUGAAUGAGUGGGAAAACGAGAAAGACGUCGAUGAAGUGGCAAGAUUAUGUGGCUUGGAGAAAGUCGGUGUCAUCUGGACAGAUUUACUAGAUGCUGGCGCAGGCGAUGGUUCUGUUGUCUGUAAGCGGCAUAUCGACUCGUACUAUCUCUCUUCUCUUGAGAUUGCUUUCGCUGCCCGACUCCAAGCACAGCAUCCUAAGCCCACAAAAUGGAGCGAUACAGGAAGAUUUGGGUCGAAUUUUGUCACCUGUGUGAUAUCUGGGGACGAAUCCGGUCAGGUGUCCAUUUCCGCCUAUCAAGUAUCAAAUUCAGCAGUUGAGAUGGUCAGAGCAGACAUAGUCGAACCAUCCGCCGAUCCAGGGGUCAUGAUCGUUCGCGGCGAGGAUGAUGAUGGACAGCCAAGUCGCACAAGAUACAUACCCGAGGUCUUCUAUCGCAAGAUCAACGAGUACGGUGCACAGGUGCAGGAGAAUGCUAAACCUUCAUUCCCAGUCGAAUAUUUACUAGUCACGUUAACGCACGGAUUCCCUUCCGACCCGAAGCCAAUGUUUAUGGCCAAACCACCUGGUUUCCCAAUCGAGAACCGCGAGUACAUCGGACAGACACAAGAACUGCAGAAAGUAGGAGAACGCCUAGGAAUUGAUAGUAGUGGCGCACUCAAAAGGUCAAGUGAAGGCAUCUUAGCCCUCUCUGACUUCCACCUUCUCUGCUUCCUCCAUGGCUUCAAUUUCUUCAACAAAGACGAAGAAAGGCUUCUCUGUAAGGUUGCCACACAACACGACUUGGCGGACGGCUAUGCAUUACUAGAAACCAAUGGCUGGGCAACCUUACUUGCAAUAUUGCAAUCGACUGGUGAGCGACCCCCCAAAAGGCCAUCGCCGGAUUCUGGUGAUGGCAGCAGCACCGAACAUAUAACUAAGAAGGUUGGUCGGGUCAGGCUAGAGUAAUUCAGCAAACAGUUCUACGGAACCAGCGUCUAUGCGUCGAUGAUGUAGGACUUUCCAAGACACCAUUUCAUGAUAGAUGACACCGGACGGUUGCCGAAAUACCUUGAUAGAAUGGAUAGGUUGGGGCUGGCCGAGUCAUAUGGGCUGUGGUUUCACGAUGCAUUCAAGGCGUAGAAAAUGCAUGGAAUGGGCGAGCAUUGCAUUGGAGCAUAAAUCAGGAGCGGAGAGGUACAAUCAAUCAAUGAAUGCAUGCAUCAGAAC
Amorphotheca resinae ATCC 22711 is the source of this 2362-nucleotide messenger RNA. RefSeq lists its product as hypothetical. Bases 185 to 2101 code for a protein of 638 amino acids. Gene Ontology annotation, biological process: ubiquitin-dependent protein catabolic process. Gene Ontology annotation, cellular component: nucleus. NCBI's taxonomy places the organism in Eukaryota, Fungi, Ascomycota, Leotiomycetes, Helotiales, Amorphothecaceae. The record is from RefSeq and is a predicted model, not a curated record. Gene Ontology annotation, molecular function: ubiquitin protein ligase binding; ubiquitin binding. The transcript is spliced from 4 exons.